This is a messenger RNA of Microtus ochrogaster (prairie vole), 939 nucleotides long. RefSeq names its product paraneoplastic antigen Ma6E-like. NCBI's taxonomy places the organism in Eukaryota, Metazoa, Chordata, Mammalia, Rodentia, Cricetidae. Bases 1 to 939 code for a protein of 312 amino acids. The record is from RefSeq and is a predicted model, not a curated record. The transcript has a single exon.
AUGCCAGAUGAGGAAGGAGCAGCGGUGGAUGGGGAAGGAGUUGUAGAUGAGGGAGGGGUUGUGUAUGAGGCAGCAGUAGUAGAUGAAGCAAGAUUGUCAGACGAGGGGGCUGUGGAUGAGGAAGAUGAUGUAGUUGAGGCAGGGGCUGCAAGAAUGUCUGAUGAAGAGGGAGCUGGAGGUGACACGGGGGUCGCAGGUGUUAUAGGAGCUAUGGAUUGGGCAGGGGCUGCAGAUGAGGUAGGAGCUGCAGGAGAAGGAGGCGUUUUAGAGGCAGGAGCGGGAGGUGAUGAGGGGUCUGCAGGUGAUGAGGGCUUUGGAGAUGAUGAGGGGUUUGCAGGUGACGAGGGCUCUGGGAGCGAUGAGGGGUCCGCAGGGGAUGAAGGCUCUGUGGAUGAUGGAGGGGCCGUGGGAGAAGCAGGAGCUGCAGGAGAGGAUGAGGCAGGAGCAGUAGGUGAGGCAAGACUGUCAGAUGAGGAGGGAGCUGCAGGUGACAUGGGAGUUGCAGGCAUUCUAGGAGCCGUGGGAUUGGCAGGAGCCGCAGGGGAGGCAGGAGGCUCAGGUGAGGAAGGGCCCUUUGAUGUGGCAGGAGGGGCACGUGGGGCUGGAGCCUGGACCCAGCAGUGGGGCCAAGCCGUGCCGCCCAUCCUGGAAAACAUGGCCUACCAGGAGCUGAGGCACUUCUCUGGGAUGGAAGAGCCCGGCUGUGGGGGUCUGUCUUUCGAGAGCUGGUUGGACCACGCCAGUGACAUGCUAUACAUGUGGCGCCACAUAUCCGAGACGGAACGGCAUCGGCGGCUGGUCAAGAGCUUGGGCGGCCCUGCCCUGGAUCUCCUGUGUGAGCUUCUGGAAGAGAAUCCAGACACCCCUGCGCAGGACUGCCUGGCUGCACUGGUGCAGGUGUUUGGCAACAAGGAUACUAUCACAAGUUCAAAAUUUUAA